Molecule: messenger RNA, 1461 nt
Organism: Anisakis simplex (herring worm)
Lineage: Eukaryota; Metazoa; Nematoda; Chromadorea; Rhabditida; Anisakidae
Source: the annotation of a GenBank genome assembly
AACUCGUUUCCUGGUCCAGUGCGUGUGGUAUUUUUAUUAAAACCGGAAGGUGUUUUGCAGCGCGCUCUUGAAGUUGGUUAUCGAGGAAUCACGGAAAAUUACAAAUAUAAGGUAGUGGUGUGUCAGAGUUCAGUGGAACUCCGUCACUACAUAGGAUCAGAUUGUUUAACAAUGGACGUUGGUGGUAUCAUCAAGUACAAUCAUCUUGAAUGGGUACAACAUCGUAUGGACAUCGAGAGAAUGAAAUCAUCCGCUGCCGUAAUAGCGCAGUCACUGAGUGAAUUCGGCAGAUGUUUGAAGGAAACUGAACUACCAAAUGACGUUGAGACUACAGCUCGAAUACUUGAGGUUCAAACUGCUGAACGAGAUGCAAUUAAGGAAGAUUUUCGAAUUUCAAUUCGGAAAGGAUUAUCAUUGCUGAGAUAUGUUCGCCAAUUGGAUGUUAAACCUGAACAUGAGCAGCUGAGUCCAACAAGGUUGCAUAACGUCACUGCAAUCGAACGAAUGUUAAUACAAUUGGAAGAAACAGAACGAAGUUUUGAUGCAUUUUGGGCGCGUCAUGAAAAACGUCUCACCCAAUGUUUACAAUUGAGACGUUUUGAGGAUAGCUUUCGAAAGUUGCAAUCGUCAUUUGCGAAACACAUGAUUUAUUUGGAAGAGCAUCGUGAAGUGGGAGACGGUGUUAUUAAGGCUGAACAAUUAGCAGAAACUCAUGCUGAAUACACUCGACACGCGAUGGAGGAUGUAGAGAUGGCACGUUCAUUGCGCGAUACAGGGCAAGAACUGAUAUCGACGCAAGAUGUGGAAUUGAGUGGCAGUUUGCUGCCGAAAUGUGACGAAUUGUCAAGAAUGGCAGACGCUUUAACGAACGCCUUGGACAGACGUAGUCAAGUGUUAACGCUCAGUAAGGAUAUGCAUCAACAGAUUCUUGAGGUUCUGUAUUUGGAUUUCUUUCGACUUUCUUAUUGCUUCUCAUCAUCAAAUGCGAAUAAAUGGUGUAAACGUGGUGUUGACUUGUUGACAGAUGCGCCGUUUGAUUUAUCGGCAUCGAACGCCUCAACUGCAUUAUCUAAUAUGGAUGAAUUCAUCGCUGAAGUGUUCAGUGAAAUUUUUGUUUCUUUGGAUGCGUUGAAUCAAUCACCAAACAUGAAUAACCUCAUUCUUCUAACAACAACAGAAACAUCAACUUUAUUAUCACAGAUGAUGGUACAAAUAACUGAUAAGAAAUACUGUCAGGUGGCUGAAAGAAUCGAUGACAUUCGCCGUAUGAGUGCGUCACGUCGUGAUGCUCUUCAAAGAUUGGCUGGUCGAGAGAAUCGCCGACCACCGGUUCAGGUCGUCAGUCCUGAGAAAUUGAAGCAAACUUCAUCUGCGUCACCAAUCACUUCACCCGUUAAGGUCAGUUCAGUGCCAAUAUCUUCCAACAGCACAUUGCACACUUUUGUGAUACUUGACCGCUGA